Messenger RNA from Candida dubliniensis CD36, 2610 nucleotides. RefSeq names its product Ifh1p (gene IFH1). Gene Ontology annotation, molecular function: transcription coregulator activity. The coding region runs from base 1 to 2610 and encodes 869 amino acids. Lineage: Eukaryota; Fungi; Ascomycota; Pichiomycetes; Serinales; Debaryomycetaceae. The transcript has a single exon. Gene Ontology annotation, biological process: regulation of ribosomal protein gene transcription by RNA polymerase II. The record is from RefSeq and is a predicted model, not a curated record.
AUGGGUUAUAAAAAUAGUGACAACACUAAUAACAAAUUUUCCAGAAAAUCAAUGUCACCUUCCUUCACUGGUGGGAAGGGGAGGAAAACAGUUGGGAAGAAAGUGAAAAAGACUAUUCCUAGAAAAACUGUAACUUGGUCUAGCUACAAUGUUAAUUCAGAUAGUAAUGAAGAUAGUGAUGAAGACAUCGAAAAUGAUAGCGAUGAUGACGAUGAUGAUGAUGAAGAUGAAGAUGAAGAUGAUGAAACUGAGCAUCAUCAUCUUGAUGGGUUAUAUUCAUUAAUUGGCAAAAAACCACAGGAUUCAAGUAGCAAUGAUGAUGAUGAAGAUGAGAAGAAUAAUAAGAAUAUUUUCAGUUCAACUUCAUCAGAUGGGGAUUCCGAUGAGGCCAUGUUUAGCUCCUCCGAUGAUGAUUCUGAUGUUGAUUUUGUUAAAUUACAGGCACAACAAAAAGCACAUGCGUUAAAAGUGGCCCGAGCCAGAAAGGGAUUAAAAAGCAAACCAAAGAAUGAAAGUAAUGAUAACGCCAUUGCCUCGAGCUCUGAUUCUGAAUCUGAACCUCUAUCUGACUCUGACAAUGAAGACGAUGUUGCUAGUAUGAAAAAAUUGAAACCAAGAAAAACGAGUUUUUUAAAAUAUGGUAGAAGAAGGUCGGAUGCAGUUCUUCCCGACAUUAAUUUUAAAUUUGAAUUUGAUACUGGUGAGAAUGAGGAAGUAGAUGCAGAUCAUCAACAAACUCAUAUUAGAGAGCCAGAAGAAGAAGAUAUUGGUGAAGAAGUGGAUUACUCACCCGAGAUUCCUGUGGACUCAACCAAUGUUCCUUCUUUGGAAUUUGAAUUUGAUCAUCAUUUAAUAGAUGUUCCAAAAAUCAACGAAGAAGAGUUGAAUUCAGAUGAAGAUUAUGAGAUUGAUGACAAUGAGUUGCUAGCAACCUUGCAAGCUGAAAAUGAUGCAGACGAGUUUCUACCCCCAAUCAUUAAAGAAAACGACCAACCACAUCGUAAUGAUUCACUUAUUUCUUCUAGCAUUGAAGAAGAAGAAGAACGCAAUAAUGGAGAUGAUGACGAUGAUGACGAAAACGAUCCAUUUUUGAAAGAAGAAGAGAAAUAUCUUGUGAAUGAAUUUGAAACCAACGGGUUUGAUGAAAAUGAAAAUGAAGAAGAAGAUGAGGAUGAUUUGCACACUUUUGAUAGUGAUUUCUCAACUACUAAUCGCAUUGUGAAUUCUUUCAAAGGCAUUGGAGAAGAUCGUAGUAAACCUAUUGUUAAAUAUGAAAGCAGUGCUUCUGGUGGCAGUGAUUACGAUGAAGAUGAUUAUAUUGAUUUGAUCAACUUUGAUGUUCCCUUGUUUGAUGAUAAAAAUGGGAGUAUCGGUAAUGGAACGAAGAGUAGUCAUCAUAAAGGAGAUAGUGAUAAACUGAAAAAAGAUAAAAUAAAACAGAGAUCCAAUAGCAACCACAACAGUGAUGAAGAUGAUGAUUCUUAUUUAUGGAACUAUUUCUUUAGUUCUGAUAACGAAUCAUCAAGUGAAGAAGCUGACGAAAAAAACAACAACCCUAAACCAGUUAUCAAAAAUAGAAAAAACAAACAGAAUAAGAAGGCGUUGUCUACUAAAGCAAUUACUGGAGCUGAUGAAUUAUUUGAGCAAAUUGAAAACGAUAAUACAUUUAAGAGUAAGACCAAGCCUAUACAUCAUGGUAAUUCACUUUACAAGGCAUACAGUGAUUCACCAAUGACUAUCCAAGAACUUGGUGCUGGCCUUGGAGUAGGAUCUGAUGACGAUGAUAAUUAUGAUAGUAGUGAAUCUACUGAUGUUGAUGAGAGUUUACCGAAAUCAUCGUCAAACAACAGUUUGGUUGGAUCAUCUAAAAAGGCAACAGAGGUGUUAUCUUCGAAAACUGCUGAUUAUAGACCUCCUAAAUUGGGUUCAUGGGUUACUGUUGAUUGUAAACCAUUUGGAGUAAUUGAUGGAUUGUCAACAAGAACAUUGCAAUUGAAUAAAUCACAAGAACCAAGAAGUGCUGUCCAAAGUGGUGCUUCUCAUUCUACUAGCAUAGUGAAUUCACCAAAUGGAGCCGGUCUACCGACCACGUCAUCAAUGGCAUCAUCUCUUGCCACCAAUUCACGCAAGAGUAUAGUGGUUGGACCAACAAAUGCAUCACUGAUGAUAUCAUCUGACGAUCUGGCAUUGGGAUUAGAUGAAUUAUUAAAUGUGAGUGAGUUGGACAAUGAUGAUGAAAAUGAUGUGAAAAUAUGGCGAGAUUUCAAUAAUAAUCAAAAUAAGAAAAAGAUCCCCUUGGGUGCAUUCAGAAAUAAGUCGGUGCUAUAUAAUAAUCAUAUAUAUCAAGAUAAUGAUAAUAAUCAUCAUCUCAAUCAUCGUCAUUCAAAUGUUGACAAGAAGUUUAACGGUAGUGGUCACAUAAAGAAACAACAACCUAUACGUCGCCAAAGUCAAUCUAAAAUUGAAAGACGUAGGGCAUCAAUAGUUGAGGCAGUUUCUCAAGGGUAUAGGCCAACUAAGUCAGGGUUAUUCAGUGAAACAGCAUUGGCAGAUGUUGAAGAGUUGUUCGGAGAUGAUCGUGACUUGAUGGAAUUGAUACAAGGUUUAUAG